AUUUGCUACAAAUAUCCCUCAGAGGCAAUUACACUGCAGGGUGAUAAGCACAGGCUGCAGCUGAAGUGUCACUUUCCACACAGAAGUCAAGAGACAACAACUUUAUUGCAGACAUGAGUCAAGUCUUGGACAUUGAGCGCUGUGAUCUGAACAUUAGGAGUAAUAACAGCAGCCAUCAUACAGAACUGUAUAGAGAGGAGCGUUUGAUUGUCAGGAGGGGACAGCCCUUCAUCAUCAUUUUGCAUCUGAAACCUGGCAGCAAAGAGUUCAAACCGGGUGAAACAAGCUUCACACUCAUCGUUGAAACUGGUCCAUUACCCAGGAAAAGAUCAGACACCAAGGUUUCCUUCAGUCUUCGUGACUCCACAGUGGACACGGAAUGGAGUGCAUCUGCUAUUAAAGAUCCUUCUGGAAACACAGUGUCUGUGUCUAUCAACUCCUACUACUAUAGUCCCAUAGGAGUUUAUUCUCUGACUCUGGACCAGGAAGGCCAGAAGACUAGUUUAGGACAGUUCACCCUGCUUUUUAAUGCUUGGUGCCCCAGAGAUGCUGUUUACAUGCACAGUGAGACAAAGAGGCAGGAGUAUGUUUUAGCACAACAUGGGCAGAUCUACAGGGGAACAUAUAAACGCAUCAAAGCGGCACCCUGGAACUUCGGACAGUUUGAAGCAGGAAUACUGGAUGUCUGUCUGAAGAUCCUGGAUCAAAACCCCAAAUUUCUGUCUGAUGCUGACAAGGACUGCUCUGCAAGGAGAAAUCCCAUCUAUGUGACCAGGGUGCUGAGUGCCAUGAUCAACAGUUUUGAUGACAAGGGUGUGCUGGUGGGGGAGUGGGGAGAGUUUUCAGGUGGGGUUCAUCCAGGACUGUGGAUCGGCAGCGGGGACAUUCUGCGCAAGUGGGCAGAAAGUGGCCCUGUCCGCUACGGCCAGUGUUGGGUUUUUGCUGCUGUUGCGUGCACAGUAUCUCGAGCCCUGGGCAUUCCAUGUCGAGUGGUUACCAACUUUGGAUCAGCUCACGAUACUAAUGCUAACCUGGUGAUAGAAAACCUGUAUGAUGAAGAUGGCAAAAGAAUUUCUGCAGGUGAUUCGAUAUGGAAUUUCCAUGUUUGGGUGGAUAGCUGGAUGACUCGUCCAGACUUGGGGUCUGAGUUUGAUGGGUGGCAAACCAGCGACCCAACCCCACAGGAGAAAAGUGAUGGUGUUUUCUGUUGUGGACCGGCCUCACUGAGGGCCAUCAAGGAAGGAGAGCUGACCAAGAAGUAUGACACUCCCUUUAUUUUUGCUGAGGUUAACGCAGAUGUUGUGGACAAAGUGCAACUUUCAAAUGGACAGUUUGUCAGGUUCAGUGGGUCAACUAAGUCUGUUGGACGCUUCAUCAGCACAAAAGCUGUGGGCUCAGAUAAGAGACAAGACAUCACACACCAGUACAAGUAUCCAGAAGGAUCAAAGGAGGAAAGGCAGGUAUAUGAGAAGGCCCAGCACCACAACAAGCUACAGCAGCGAGGAGAAGAGCCGGGGCUCCAUCUCAAGAUCAAGCUUUCUGACAACAUGAUCGUGGGCUCGGACUUUGAGGUGUACGCCGUCCUCACUAACAACCACAUGGAGGCAAGAGCCUGCACUUUCCUGUUCCUUGCCAAAGCCGUCGGCUACAACGGAAAACUAGGACAGACCUGUGCAUUUGCUUCAGACAAAGUGGAGGUGCCCUCUGGAGAAGAAAGGCGCCUGUCCCUCAGACUGGAGUAUGACAGUUAUGGAUCAGUGAUCACCUCGGACAGUCUGAUCCAGCUGUCAGCCAUCACCGUCGACAAGCAGUUCAAUGACUACCACAAGGCUGAGAAGACUAUUGUGCUAGACGAGCCAGAUAUACAGAUCAAGCUGAAGGGAGAAGCCACAGUGAACCAGCCUGUGACUGCGGAGCUGACCUUGUUGAACCCUUUACCAGAGCCGCUGCAGGACUGCAGCUUCACCACAGAGGGGGUCGGCCUCACUGGCGGCAAACUCAUAACAAUGAAGAUUGGAUCUGUGGAGCCCAAGCAGAAAGCCAGAGCCAGUGUUGAGUUCAUUCCUACCAGUGCUGGCUCCAGCAUGCUGGUGGUGAACUUUGAUAGCGACAAACUGAGGAACGUCAAGAGUUUUAUCAAUGUUGUUGUGAAGGGCUGAGCCAGUACAGAGUCGGCCAACAGUAACAGCUUUUUUAUAUUGUUGUUUAAUUGAGCUACAGUGGCUAUAGAUUACAAGGUUUCCCUUGGCAUAGGGGCCUGAGGCUUUAUAUUUUUAAUCCACUUAUUAUUUACAUAGUUAUACUAGAAUAUACUCUGCUAUUAUACAUUAUUUUUCUGAGUAAUUUUACUUAGAAACACAGUGACCCACAUCCUCUAACCAUUAUGUGCAUUGCCUCUGAAGUCCGCUACAACAGAAUUAAUAACUCACACAUUUACUUUACAUGAAUGAUAAAUAAAGUUGGAUUUAUUUUUGAUUUGAUUACAUUUAAACUCAAUGUGACCAGCAAUUCCACAACUCUUUUUG
Molecule: messenger RNA, 2525 nt
Organism: Xiphias gladius (swordfish)
Lineage: Eukaryota; Metazoa; Chordata; Actinopteri; Istiophoriformes; Xiphiidae
Product: protein-glutamine gamma-glutamyltransferase 2-like
Exons: 15
Coding region: 114-2159 (681 amino acids)
Biological process (GO): peptide cross-linking
Molecular function (GO): protein-glutamine gamma-glutamyltransferase activity
Source: RefSeq, a predicted model, not a curated record